AUGGAUGAAACAGAGUUACGGCCCAACCUUGGUAGAUUUGUGGACAUAAUCAAUAGACCAGUAUGUGAAUCCGUAACGGUUGAGGAUUUAAAGCCCAACGGUGUUUAUCAACCACCACACUUGACCCCAGUAUUUUUCGAGGAAAGCAAGAAAAAACCGUCAAUAGAACGAGCCAAGUUGAGAGCAGCUCGGUUUAUUUUAGAAGACACUGAUUUAAAUGAAUCAGAAGAUUUGCCUAAAGAAGUUUAUAAAAAACGCAUUGAACGCUCUUUACUCCCAAGUGGUUUAUCCGAUACUUCCUCAAGACUGAGACAAAUGCAAAUACUUUUACAAAGUUCGGAUGAAGAAUUGGAAUAUAAACCGCCCCAACAAAGGUGA
Messenger RNA from Schistosoma mattheei, 378 nucleotides. The record is from the annotation of a GenBank genome assembly. Lineage: Eukaryota; Metazoa; Platyhelminthes; Trematoda; Strigeidida; Schistosomatidae.